AUGUGGGGCCUGCUGCUCUGCGGGGGCUGGCUGCUGGCCGCCGGCUCCCCGGGGGGGGCCAUGGGGGGCUGCUGGCACCAGUGCUGCCCGGGCAGGAACAACGCCUGCUGGGCCCCAGGCGCCCGCCGGGCUCGCUGCUACUGUGACUCAUACUGCGAGAGGACAGGUGACUGCUGUGAGGACUACCAUGCCGUGUGCCGCCGCGCCGCAGUGGGCUGCGCGGUGGGGCCCUGGGGGCCAUGGAGCGGGUGCAGCUCCCCGUGCGGGGUCGGCAGCAAGGCCCGCAGCCGCCAGGUCACCGUCCCACCCCGGCACGGAGGGGAGCCCUGUCCCGACCUCAAGCAGCGCCGCGGCUGCCUGGGGGAGCACCCGACCUGCGGGACGGCCAAAGAGGUGGCCAAGAUAUUACCUGACUCCUUCAGCCGGGACUUCAGGGAUCCCUGGCGAAGAGCUGGGCUGCUGCUGCUGGAGGAGCCAUCCAGCGUGGCGGGGUGCCAGGGCUCGUGGGUGCAGGAAGGGCUGGAGGAGGGUUGUGUCUGCCCCCCGCCGGCUCUCAUCUUCGUGUAG
Messenger RNA from Aptenodytes forsteri (emperor penguin), 567 nucleotides. Its product is annotated as somatomedin-B and thrombospondin type-1 domain-containing protein. Lineage: Eukaryota; Metazoa; Chordata; Aves; Sphenisciformes; Spheniscidae. Bases 1 to 567 code for a protein of 188 amino acids. The record is from RefSeq and is a predicted model, not a curated record. The transcript is spliced from 4 exons.